Molecule: messenger RNA, 1564 nt
Organism: Camellia sinensis
Lineage: Eukaryota; Viridiplantae; Streptophyta; Magnoliopsida; Ericales; Theaceae
Source: RefSeq, a predicted model, not a curated record
UGAGCCAUACCAUAGUGUUUCCUAGUUAUUUCACUCGUUAGGGAACGACAACCUCAGACGGACAUUUAUCAAUGGAAGAAAACCAGGCUCCGACUACCCCUUCACGCCCUAUCUCUCCUCCACCUUCUUCUUGGAAAUCAACACAGUCGAAGCUUCAAAACCCCAGCACAGAGUCCUCUAGACCAACGCCUCCACCGCCUUCAGUGACUCGGCUAUGGAGACCAGCCGCACAGCGAAACCUCAGGAACCAGUGGACCAAAUUGGCUUCUUACAGACAACAAUGGUCUUCUUCUUCUUCAUCUUCCCUAUCUCAAGCCACUUCUCUCGUCAAUUCCUAUCUCUCCCAAAGGUACAUGAAUGAUAUGGAAUUGGGUGUUCUGAGCGAUAUGCCCAAUAUUAGGAAGAAAGCUUGCUGGAAGUUGCUUAAGCAGCAGGAGCUGCAUCGGAGAAAACUUUUAUCAUUUUACAAGGAUAUGGUGGCUGCUGUAGUGCACGUGGUCAACGCCAGUAGAUCUAUGAGGAGUUUCAUUAAAGGGACUAGUAGUCCGCUUGUGCAAUUUUCUAACUUUUCAGAGGAUAAGAAUGACAAUGGUGAUGGCGGAGGGAUCCCAGUAUUUGCAUUUUGGUCAAUCUCUAAUUUUGAGGAGUUUGCAAAUGAGCUUGUUCAGAUGUUCACAUUGGAAUUAAAUUUGAAGCGGCUUCUUGUAGUGGAGUUGCUCUCCAUCAGUUCUGAAGAAGUUCCGAUUAAUAGUGUGUCUUGGUUAGACGAGCUCUAUCCUGGAGAAUUUGAUGAUUUAUGUAUAUGUGGCUUGUAUUCUAAAGAACUUUUUGAACCAGUUCAUCCAAAGAUAAAGGGUUGGAAAUCUGAUAUGACUGCUGAACAUUCUAAUUGUCAACCAGACCAUGAGGUUUUGCAGAUUUACUUAACAACCUGGCUUGCAGAGGUGAACAUAGAUACAUACAGGAUCGGAUAUCUAAGCAGCAGAUUGGGACCAGUCGUAGAGUUUGAGACCUUUAUGUGGUAGAAAGCUUACAUCUGUCUUAUGACAAACUCUCUGACUGCCUUUUCCUCUUUUCAGUUAGAUUCUCUGUCUAAUCCUUUCUACUUGUGGCAUUCUAGAUGAGGACAUUUGUCUGUUGAUCGCUUACGGUCUUUAGCUCAAUCUCGUAUAUUGGGGUGGAAGAAAUUUUAGCAGUAGUAGGAGAGGAAAUGCAAGUUAGCCUUUCUUAAAGCUGCUUCUCCAGCGCUACUAGCAGGAGAAAUGAAUGACAAAGUCCACUGGAGAUUUUGAUUUUGAUUUUUAUUUUGGUCAAAUCACAUAUAUCACAAUAGAACUCAUUAGCAGAGCUGGGAGGUAAUUUUGAGCAACAUCUCGUACACUAUGUUUGGGAACUCGGGAGAGAAGAGAAAAGAAGAAUGAAUUGUGGUUUCUCUCAUUGUUUGGAUAAAUAGGAGAGGGGGAAAAAAAAAAGAAGAAAAGAUAUUGUUUCUAUCUUAUCUUGUUUGGUUAAAUUAUAUAAAAGAAAAGAAAAUAAAUUGUUUUACGCUACAUUAUCAAAAUAA